ACGAGUAUACAUGUUUACUGAUUUCAUAUAACACCUAGACCGAUACAUAGUGACAAAAAAAGACAAUUCGAAUCAUGGCUGAAGCAUUAAAGAAUGUUAUUGCUCAUAGUCUGGAGUGUCCUGUAUGUCUGGAUACCUUCACCGAUCCCAAGAUCCUGUCUUGUUCUCACACCUACUGCAAGGCCUGUCUGGACAACCUCUUGGAAUGCCAUGGUAGCGACCAGAUGCUCCGAUGCCCUGUCUGCAGAGCUGAAACACAGAUCCCAAACCAAGAAGUCAGCAAAUUACCGGCAAGUCUAGCUUUGAAGUCUCUCAUAGAAGACAUGAAUAAUCAGCAUAAGUUUUGCAUGAAUUGCAAAUCAGACGACAAACCCCAAGCUGUUGUCUACUGUCAAGACUGUGGCAAGUAUCUCUGUAUCACUUGCCACAACGCUCAUUCUCUGUGGCAAGAUUUCAUAAGUCAUGAGGUUCUAGCCAUGAGUGAGAUCGAAUCAGGGAAGGUGUCAGUGCGUAGGUAUCGCAAAUGCAAGAAACAUCCCAAAGAGGAUGAGGAGUGCUUCUGUUCCGAAUGCAGGAGAUUUGCCUGCUUCAGAUGUGUUGUCAUGGAGCAUACAAAAGAAGGACAUCAGGUCAUCGAGGCAGCUGUUUAUGAAAGCAGCCAUAUGAAGAGUAUCGAGGACCUCAAAUCCAAGGCGGACAAUAAACGCUCUUGCUUUCAGAAAUACGUUGACUUCAUUGAUGAACAGAAGGAGCAUGUGAGCAAAGUCCAGAAGCAGUGUACAGAUGAUAUCAACAAAGCAUUUGAAGAAUCAGUUCGGCAGUUGACAAAGAAGAAAGAAAUCCUCAUUGGUGAAGUCAAGGGUAGGACCGAAGGAGUACAGAAAGAACUGAACGAAAUGAAGAAAUCGGCUGAGGAGCACAUUACUCACUUGACCAUCAUAGCUGACGUGGUAACCAAUAAGACAAAGGUGCCGUCAGAUAUGGAUGCUUUGGCUGCACACGACACUUUAUGUCAAGACUUACAGGAGGCCUUGAAACAAGAAGAUCCUGACUACAAGCAGCCGAUGCAAUCGAGCAAGAAAGGGAAAAGUGUCAGUUUUAAGAGGAACGUUGGAAUGGAUGAGAUAGCUCUCGGUACGAUCGUAAAUGGAGUUGUAAAGAACAUCGCUUUGCCUACUAAGAAUAGCAUGAGUACCAUGGUUAGUACACCAGACGGUAGGAUGGCAGUGGGAUGUAGUACAGGUGGCGUGGAGAUCUUCUCUGCUGAUGGCGAGCUCCAGCAGACAUUUCUCAAACGUGUGAAGAUUCGUGGAGUAGGGUUCCUCUCUAAUGAUCGGUAUGUUAUACUUGAUGACUUUAACAAUAUCACACUGUACACACUAGAGUACACAAAGUUGAAUGUAAAGUUCAAGACUCUGAGUCAUGAUGAAUGUGAAUUUGCUGAUCUCACUGUAGACAGUAAUGAUCAGAUCUAUGUUAGGUACAGUAACUGGAAAGUUCAAAAGAUCCAGGUAUUCUCCCCAGCAGGUGGGAAGGCAAUCAGGGAGAUACCAUAUGAUGGGUUUAUACCUGGGCAGAUUACUAGUAAUAACGAUCACCUGAUCACCGCAUCGUGGGAUACAAUACGAUUGAUUGACAAACAAGGUGUUGUAAAAUAUGAAUUAGCAAAAUUAGGUGAUAAUCUAUCUCAUGCGGUGUCUCAAGGGAAUACAAUCUUGAUAGCCACCGUGAAACACGAUGCAGCUUUGGUUAGCAUUGACGAGUACACUAACGAGCUGAAGCAUGUCCAGAGCAUCGUCAUUGAUUACGAUAUUGAGAAGCCCGAGAGAGGGUGGUACUAUCUCCAGCAGUAUCGAUCAGGAGAGAUCGCUCUCUGCACUCCUGAUAGACUCUAUAUAUUUCACUGAAACAAAUUGAUGACUCCCCCUUACUUGCACUGU
Messenger RNA from Strongylocentrotus purpuratus (purple sea urchin), 1940 nucleotides. Its product is annotated as RING finger protein 207-like. The record is from RefSeq and is a predicted model, not a curated record. Gene Ontology annotation, cellular component: chromatin; nucleoplasm. NCBI's taxonomy places the organism in Eukaryota, Metazoa, Echinodermata, Echinoidea, Camarodonta, Strongylocentrotidae. Gene Ontology annotation, molecular function: ubiquitin-protein transferase activity; zinc ion binding. The transcript has 2 exons. Gene Ontology annotation, biological process: positive regulation of DNA-templated transcription. Bases 75 to 1907 code for a protein of 610 amino acids.